Molecule: messenger RNA, 1218 nt
Organism: Trichoderma harzianum CBS 226.95
Lineage: Eukaryota; Fungi; Ascomycota; Sordariomycetes; Hypocreales; Hypocreaceae
Exons: 1
Coding region: 1-960 (319 amino acids)
Source: RefSeq, a predicted model, not a curated record
AUGAAGAUCCUCAUCACUGGCGCUGCAGGGUUCAUAGGACAGAUUGUGUCCAAAGCUCUUCUGGAUGAUGGUUCGCACGAUCUUAUUCUGACGGAUGUGAUUGAGCCUCCCAUUCCUCGAGGCGUCAAAUAUCCUCAGAAGGCCAAAACCAUCCAAGCAGACCUCAUUGACUCGCCUACGAGUGUCGUUACUAAAGACCUUGACGCCGCCGUUUUACUCCAUGGAGUCAUGUCUUCGGCCGCUGAAGCGGAUUUCGACCUGGGCUAUCGCGUCAAUGUAACUGCAACAUGGACUCUGUUGAAUAAUUUGGCAAAGACAUGCCCUGGAGUUCGAGUCCUCUACGCCUCCAGCGAAGCUGUCUACGGCACCCCUGUACCAAAGCACAAUGUUACCGAGAGGGAUAUUACAACCCCAGAGAUGUCCUACGGCUGCCAGAAAGUCAUCUGCGAAACACUUAUCAACGACUAUACCCGUCGGGGAAUGAUCAAUGGGUUCUCUCUCCGUUUCCCGACCAUCUCGGUUCGACCUGGCGCACCUAGCAAGGCUAUUUCCGCUUUCUUGUCAGGCAUUAUUCGAGAACCCAUGAAUGGAGAGGAAUGCGUUGUGCCCCUAAAGGAUCGCGCAUGGCGGCACUGGAUGUCUUCUCCUAAGACAUUGGUGCAUAACAUUCUUGUGGCACUCAACUUCCCUCGUGAUGCCCUUCCAACACACAGAAGGGUCCUCAAUAUGCCAGGGUUUGCAGUCACCAUCCAAGAUAUGUUGGAUGCUUUGGAGGAGGUUGGAGGAAAGGACAAGUUAGCCUUUGUGCGAGAAGAGGAUGUUCCUUCUUUAAAAUCCACAUUAUACUCUUGGGCAGAUGACUUCGACAACUCUUUGGCUCUGUCACUUGGGAUGAAGCAGGACACAUCUUUUGUCAACUCGGUGAAAGACUACAUCGAAACGUUAGAGGAGGCCAAAUAGUAGGAGCGUGUGGAAGUGAAAGCUAAUAGGGUACCUGAUAGAGUAAUUGUGUAUAACUUGUUAGCAUUUAAAAGAGGCUUGGUUAUAAAACGAAGUCAAGUUUGGAUGGUUAUUUGGAGAGUACAUCUAAUCUUCAGAAACAAUCAUUCUCACUGAGGAUAUGGGAAUCAAGAGGGCGAAUAUCUUCAUUUGUAAGACUGCAACAUCUACAUAGGUUUCGAAUGGUUUCUAGUCUUUGGUAGUAAAAUACAGCGACAC